GUCAACGUGUCCAUUGCGGCUGUAGCUUGCACCAGGCCUCGUCAACCCCCAUCCGACACAACCACGAAGUAAAGCCAGCCCAUCCAAACCGACUAUUGCUGUCGAAUCGCUCCGGCAGCGAUUUGCGAGUGGCUCUACGGGCACCGACAACGGCACUUCCAGGGUCUUGCCCCAGACUAAAACGUCAUCGCUCCCCUCCACCUUAAUCGCAAGGACUCUCUCCCGAUACAUCACCGUCGACGCUCCUUGCUGCCACAACCAUCAGGCUUCUUCUUGCCCCACGACACAUCUCGAACCCUUCCACAAGCCUUUCCCCGGCUCAAACCGAUCGUGUCCUUCAACAAACGCAUCGAGAAGAGGGGAACCACAAUGAAACCCAACCGCGACGCAAUCCUCCUCAGCGAUGUGCAGGUCCUCACCCUGCGCGGCAACGGCGCCCUCACCACGCACCGCCGCGUCCCCGCCGCGCCGCAGCUCAAGUGCGUCUCGGCCAGCGCCAUCUGCGCGCUGCACGAGAUCGACACGAUGCGCUGCACCAACCAGGGCGCCGGCUACGACAGCGAGGACAUCCAGUGGUCCUGCACCGCCUCCCUGCCCGCCGAGCUCAAGCUCGGCUCCACCGACGUCAUCUGCGAGGGCUAUUCCCGCGCCGACGACCCUUACGUGCUCAAGGGCAGCUGCGGCGUAGAGUACCGCCUCGCGCUCACCAAGCAUGGGGAGGAGCGGUAUCCGGAUCUUGGCGGCGGCGGCUUCCUAGGUAAGGACGGCAGCGACCCGAGUGCGUGGUUGUUUGGCAUCUUGUUCGUCGCCGUGGCACUGUGGAUCAUAUACUCGGCUUGCACCGCACCACGGCCCAAUGGCGGCCAUCGCGUUGCCGGUGGCCGUCGUCCUCCGCGUGGAGGAGGAGGCGGCGGCGGAGGCGGUUGGGGUCCUGGCGGUGGUGGUGGUGGUGGCGGAGACGGUGAUGCCUGGGACGACCCUCCCCCGCCGUAUCCAGGGAGCAACAACAGCAAGACCAGCCGCACCGGGCAGCAGCAGGGCGGUGCCGGUGGCUGGCGGCCCGGGUUCUGGAGCGGCCUGCUCGGUGGUGCGGCGGCAGGCUACGCAGCGGGCAACCGGGGCAACAGGAACAAUAACAACACUGGUGGCUGGGGAGGGUAUAAUCGCGACUACGGCACAAACUACGGCGGCGGCUGGGGAGGCUCGUCGACGUCCUCUUCGCGCUCAAACUCCGGAUCUUCGUCACAAGCGUCAGGGCCGAGACAUGAGAGUACUGGGUUCGGUGGGACGAGUCGUCGGUAGGAUUGUCCUACAAAUCGGACGUUUGAGUUUUCAAGGGUCGAAGUCGGCUUGGAAGUGCGGUUGGUGGUAUAUUAUUCCAGUAUUCUUUACCUUUACUUUGGUUGAGCCCCUUAACAACUGUGAACCUGCAGCAACCAAAUAGCCUUGAAAUGCAAGCACAUACGACAAAUUUGAACUCCCCAGACAAUUCGUGUCUGUACAAUCGGAGCAUUAUCACAUCAGUCACUGUGUAU
Messenger RNA from Microdochium trichocladiopsis, 1535 nucleotides. RefSeq lists its product as uncharacterized. Gene Ontology annotation, biological process: regulation of store-operated calcium entry. Gene Ontology annotation, cellular component: endoplasmic reticulum membrane. The transcript has a single exon. The coding region runs from base 370 to 1302 and encodes 310 amino acids. The record is from RefSeq and is a predicted model, not a curated record. NCBI's taxonomy places the organism in Eukaryota, Fungi, Ascomycota, Sordariomycetes, Xylariales, Microdochiaceae.